Messenger RNA from Notechis scutatus (mainland tiger snake), 3626 nucleotides. The record is from RefSeq and is a predicted model, not a curated record. NCBI's taxonomy places the organism in Eukaryota, Metazoa, Chordata, Lepidosauria, Squamata, Elapidae.
GCGCCGGCGGUGUGCGCGUGCGCGGCCAGGCGGCUCGGGGACUGGCGGGGCGGAGGGCGACCUGCGAGCGGCGGUGGCGGCGACCCGGGCCCUCCCUGCCCGCCAUGGCCAAGCGGCUGCGGAGCAGCGACGUCUGCGCGGAUUGCAGCUCCGCCGAGCCGAGCUGGGCCUCCGUCAACCGCGGCGUCCUGCUGUGCGAUGAGUGCUGCAGCGUCCACCGCAGCCUCGGCCGCCACAUCUCCCAGGUGCGGCACCUGAAGCACACGCCCUGGCCCGCCACGCUCCUGCAGAUGGUGGAAACCUUAUACAACAACGGCGCUAAUUCCAUCUGGGAGCAUUCGCUGCUGGACCCGGCCUCGGUCAUGAGCGGACGACGCAAAGCAAACCCUCAGGACAAAGUGCACCCCAACAAGGCGGAAUUCAUUCGGGCGAAAUACCAGAUGCUGGCCUUCGUUCAUCGUUUGCCAUGCCGGGACGACGACAGUGUGACCGCCAAAGACCUCAGCAAGCAACUCCACUCCAGCGUCAGGACGGGCAACCUGGAGACCUGCCUGAGGCUUCUCUCGCUGGGGGCCCAGGCCAACUUCUUCCACCCGGAAAAAGGGAACACCCCGCUUCACGUCGCUGCCAAGACGGGGCAGGUUUUGCAAGCUGAGUUGUUGGCUGUGUACGGGGCUGAUCCUGGCACCCCAGACUCGUGCGGGAAGACACCAGUGGAUUAUGCAAGGCAAGGAGGCCACCAUGAGCUGGCCGAGCGCCUGGUGGAAGUACAGUAUGAACUCACCGAUCGGCUGGCCUUCUAUCUCUGUGGCAGAAAACCAGAUCACAAAGGCAGGCAGCAUUUUAUUAUACCUCAGAUGGCAGACAGCAGCUUAGAUGUCUCGGCGUUGGCCAAAGCAGCCAGGAAGAAGCUUCAGCUGUUGAGCAAUCACCUGUUCGAAGAGCUGGCCAUGGACGUCUAUGACGAGGUGGACAGGCGGGAGACGGACGCAGUGUGGCUUGCGACCCAGAACCAUAGCACUCUGGUCACCGAGACAACCGUGGUCCCUUUCCUUCCUGUCAACCCGGAGUACUCCUCAACCAGGAACCAGGGAAGGCAGAAGCUGGCCCGCUUUAAUGCCCACGAGUUUGCCACGCUCGUCAUUGACAUCCUGGGGGAUGCCAAGCGAAGGCAGCAGGGCAACCCUAUUCCAAGUGCCACAGAAAACGUGGAGCUGAUCCUCAGGGCGGUCAGCAGCCAGCAGGGCCCGGGGGGUCACGAGGCCGACCAGCCCGACUACGACAGCGUUGCCUCCGAUGAAGAAGGCGACCUGGGAAGCAGUCCAGGGAAGGCCUCUCGGCAGAAGAGCCUGGACUCCGACUUGUCUGACGGCCCCGUCACUGCCCAGGAAUACCUGCAGGUGAAAAAGGCCCUGGUGGCUUCGGAGGCGAAAAUCCAGCAGCUUUUGAAGGUGAACGUCAACUUGAGCGAUGAGCUGAGGACCAUGCAGAAGAAGCUUCAGAGCCUGCAGAGCGAAAACACCAGCCUCCGACGGCAGGGCCCCCCCAACCCCCACCCAGCUCCGGCUGGGCCCGAGUACGCAGACACGGCCUCCGUUCGGCGCCCCUCCUUGCGCAGCAGCCGGCCCAUGUCGAUGUACGAGACGGGGUCCGCCCAGAAGCCCUACCUGCCCCUCACCGAAGCCGCCUACCCCGAGGAGCACAUCGGGCCCCGGCUGCAGCUCUUCCACAUGUCCCGGCUGGAGAAGCAGAGCAGCUUGCCCCAGGGGGAUUACGACAACACCACCCCUGCUCUGGAGCUGGACGAGACGGGGCUCAUCCGGAAGGCAAGGCAGCGGAGCGGCCCCGGGCCAGAGGGCAAGGACCCCGAGGCCUACCCCAGCCUCAGCUUCCCCAGCACAGAGGACGUGAUUCGGAAGACGGAGCAGAUCACCAAGAACAUCCAGGAGCUGCUGAGGGCGGCUCAGGAGAGCAAGCACGAGAGCUACGUCCCCUGCUCGGAGAGGAUCCACCUGGCUGUCACCGAGAUGGCAGCCCUCUUUCCGAAAAAGCCGCCGUCGGAGCUGGUGCGCACCCCGCUGCGGCUGCUGACCUCCAGUGCCUUCCGCCUGCACUCCGAGUGCGCCAAGGCCCUCCCGCCCGAGUCUUGCUCCACGGCCGACGUCCAGCUGGUCACCCAGCAGGUCAUCCAGUGCGCCUACGACAUCGCCAAGGCCGCCAAGCAGCUGGUCACCAUCACAACCAAAGAGAACGCCAAUUGAGCAGCCUCUGGCACAGCCUUUGCCGUCGCCUUGGAAACCCAUGUUCAGGUUUUCAGGGGAAGCUCUUUUUACAGGAAUAUUUAAAGCGGUGCGUUACCAUUUUUUUUAAAGGAAACUCAGUAUUAAAUUUUGUGCAUGUUUUUUUUUCUAAGAAGACUUUUUCCCAGGAUUGCCAAAAUCCACUGCCUUAUUUGGUGCUCUGUAUUUGCCGGCCUCGAGCGCCCAUGCAGGGAGUCUGCCUGGAGUCAACCAUCCCAUCACCAGCUGACGGGACUGUUUUGCUGUUGCGAGGAGCGGAGUUUGAAUCCUGCACUCUCUGUAGCCCCCGCUGGGAACUGGGACGCCCAGAGCGGGACCCAGGGAGCUGCCCUGGAAUCCUGCUGUGCAGCUGCUUGGCACCAUUGAACCACUAGAGAGCAACCUCUUGAGAUACAGGGGCUGGUCAAAAGGACACCCCACUUUCCUGCUCGGUCUGCCUGGGGCCCCAAAGCCGCCCCCCACCCACCCCCCAGCCACAAGAGCAGGAGGUGCUUGUAGAGGAAGGAGCGGCCUCCCUCCCUCUGCCCCUCCCCAGGCGGCUCCUCAUGCUGGGUUUUCUGGAAAGCUUUUUUGGCCUUUUUAUUUUUGGAAUCCCCUGCCUUUACAAAUACGGACGCAUGAGGGCCUUUCCCAGAGUGCAUGCGGAAGGUCUGGCCAGGAAAGGGGGCCCAACACCCGGCCACCCCACUGGCAGUUGGGAGUGUGUCAGGGAGGGGGAGCUUGUGCUGGCUUCCCCUCCUCCCCCAGGCCCCCUGCGUCUGCCGCCCCCUCCCCGCCUGUUACAGCCCAGGAGGCCUCUCUCCGUGAAGAAGUAUGAAGAAAGCACACGGCCAAGGCACAAGGGCCAGUCAAUGCAAAAAACAAGAUUUUGGGGGAGAAGGUAGAGGGUUCGGAAGGUCGGGGGUAGCUUCCCCAUUGCACAUCCCCGAGUCGGUGCAAGUUGAAAGCUUCCAAGCAAAGGCAGCAGCUGGGCCAAAGGCCGGCCAGCUGCCGCCUCACCUCCCAGAAUGGGGUGAGCAGCCAACAGGCCUUUCCCAUCCAUUUCAUGGGCUGACCUGCCGCUGCCCCUUAGGACUCUCCUGCAGCCGGAGAGUAGCGGGCGGGCAGCUGCCCCCGGCCUGGCUUGCUCAGGACCCCCUGCAAGACUGGGGGGGGGGGGGCACCACCUGCUUUGCAGCUGUAGAGACAGACUCCCCACCUGCAUUUUAAAGCCACAACUAAGUGAAGACUCUGGUGUGUGUGUGUGUGUGUGUAUGUAUGUGUGUAUAAAAUACCCUGCUAGUGUGUGCAUAUGUAAAUCUUACAUGUAUAAAAACCAAGUGCCAU